Saccostrea cuccullata (small rock oyster) is the source of this 798-nucleotide messenger RNA. RefSeq lists its product as uncharacterized. The transcript is spliced from 3 exons. Lineage: Eukaryota; Metazoa; Mollusca; Bivalvia; Ostreida; Ostreidae. The record is from RefSeq and is a predicted model, not a curated record. The coding region runs from base 199 to 798 and encodes 199 amino acids.
AAUAUUUUUACUGUCUGUAAAGAGAUGUUUUAUAUGCUUGUGCGUUAUAAAUAACGAUCUAUGAACGACUAUACCAACAUUAUAGCAGCACCAAGGAUACACAGCGUAGGAUUCCAUAGUUAAAGGUGUAUAUUUAGAGCAACAGACAAGACUGUUCCAAACAUUUAUAUAUAUUUGUCCGAACACAGCUUCUAACACAUGGCGUCAACACCUAAGAGGAGAAGGAGGAGCAAAGGAGCAUCAGCCCAGAACAGCGAUGGUAAUCAGAUUCCACCCACUGCAGGAAUGCCACAGAAGGACCAAGAUGACAUGAUUAAAUCAUGCAUGGCUGCCAUUCUGCCAACCAUUGAGGACACCUUUAAACGAUGCAUGGCGGAUUACCACAACAGGAGCAGUCAAACAACUGGACAAACACCUGCCACAGAAACGCAGCCUGAGCAGCCAUCACAACCGAAACCUUCGGAACCAGUCUCGUCAGAGUCAGUCUCUUUGGAGUCAGUUUCACCCAACCCUCCACUCUUUGAGGAAAUCACGACGCAAGGUACAAAUACAUUUACCCAACCUACUAAAGAGGGGGACCCCCACCUAGCAACCGGCCUGACAUUGGGGGUUGAUGUAAAGAUAAGGGCAAAAAUUCAUGCCAGCGAGUUUGUAAAAUUUUCUACUCUAUUGCCGAAAGACCUUGAUUAUGAGGAAACUGAAAAGUUUAAGUCAGUAGACAAAGAUGGGCAGUUAAUCUUCGUAAAAUCAAAUGACAAAGGCCCGCUGAAAACAAUUCACAAAAGAUCUUAUUGUUAA